Messenger RNA from Thamnophis elegans (Western terrestrial garter snake), 8863 nucleotides. RefSeq names its product zinc finger protein 646 (gene ZNF646). The record is from RefSeq and is a predicted model, not a curated record. Lineage: Eukaryota; Metazoa; Chordata; Lepidosauria; Squamata; Natricidae. The transcript is spliced from 2 exons. Bases 1096 to 5976 code for a protein of 1626 amino acids.
CACAUUUCCUGUUUCCUAGCAACAAAAGGAAGUAUUUGUUGUUGCCCUCUCCUGCGGGACUCCUAACAGUAAAUCCCGGGGUUUGGAGGCCCGGAGGCGUUGCGGGGCCGCCCAGCCCGGUGUUGCGGGACCCCGUCAAUAGGGAACGGCGGGUCUGCCGAGGGGCCCCUGAGAGGAUUUGGCCUCGCUUUCCCCCUUCGUCCGUUUAGUUCCCCCUCCGCUCGAUCCGUCCGUUGCUUGCCGAACGGGAGGCGAAGGGUUCCUCUUGCCGGGAAAUGGAGAGCCCUCGUGGGGCCUCUCUUCUACCUCAGGGCGGGACCCGUCGCGGAUUGUGAAACCCGCCCGUCCGCCUGGAGCCUCCCGAGGAAACGAGGGCCUGGGGACCCUUCGUGCUCCUGGAUCCGAAUCUCAGGGUUUUCGGACCCGCUCGCAGCUGCUGAUCGCGGCAUCCUCCCGACGCCUUAGGAAAGCCUGGAAUUUACUUGCGGGCUGCUGCUGUUGUUGCCCAACUUGAACGGGGUGCUUCCCGCUGGGAUGUCCUGAAAUGCACUGGAUCCUAUGGUUGGAGGUCCAGCUCCUCUCACUCUCUUCUCUUCUCUCAGCACUCAGGGUCUCCUCCUCCUGUCUUCUUCUCCUUCAGCCUCUUCUUCAGCUGCUUCCUGGAUAACCUCCUGCUCUGAAGAUGGGGCUCUGAAGACUUGCCUGGAUCCUGAAGGGAUGUCGCUUUGAAUGCCUUUGGCUUUUGGAGAAAGGUGGAGCAGCUUUAAAAGUCGGCCCCAGAAAAACCAGGGGGGAAGAACUAACUCGACACCACUCAUCGCUCAACACGUUUUGUGCCGUGUUUUAAAUGUACAUUAAUAUGUCUGGCUCUGAGCCGUAUUCCCUGUUUUGGGAGGAAGGACGUUUGUAUCGGUGGCUCCUGAUAAAUGAAUGUUGUGCUGAACUGGAAAAUUCAGAAUGAUCUGACAGGUCUUGGAAUGGUUGGGUGAGAAGAGGGGACCCGAAGCUCUGCAAUGAGACCGAGGGGUGCUUCCAAAUGCCCGUGGCUUCCUCUUUAAAGAGUGCCAGGAUUAAGAAGGACUUUGGACGUGAGCAAUGGCUGAAGGCGAUGCUGCUCUGAGCAGUGAGCCGCCUGUGGGUCAAGAGGAGCGGCCGUACAAAUGCAAGCAGUGCCCGCGGAGCUACCGCCACGCCGGCAGCCUGGUGAAUCACCGCCGUACCCAUGAGGUAGGCCUUUACCGCUGCUUGCUGUGCCACAAAGACUUCUCCAAUCCCAUGUCCCUGAAGAGCCACUUGCGCACUCAUAUGGAAGAGAAGCGUCACAAAUGCCCAGACUGCGGCAGAAGCUUCCGAGUUUCAUCCCAGCUUCCAAGCCACCACUGCCCAGCUCAGGCCAUCCAGGAGCAGGAGGAAAAAGGCAGGAGGGAUGGGAGUUACAGCUUCCAAAGGGGCCAGGGCACGUCUUCUCCAGAUGUGGACUCCCAUUCUGGGAUGGAAGGCAGUAGCAGGAGCCUGUUGUCCAACCUGGAGAAGUACAUUGCUGAGUCGGUGGUGCCAGCCAACUUUUCUCAGCAAGAGUUUCCAAUGAAGAAUGAACAGGAGAAUCAGGAUCCGCUCCCGGAGCAUGACGGGGGUGGGGAGGAGCCUGGACUGCUGGCUGCCCUGGAGGACGAGCGCCGCUACAAAUGCAACCAGUGUGACAAGGCUUACAAACAUGCUGGCAGCUUGACCAAUCACAAGCAGAGCCACACGCUGGGGAUCUAUCAGUGUGCCAUGUGCUACAAGGAGUUCUCCAACCUCAUCGCCCUCAGAAGCCACGCCCGUCUCCACUCGGAGUAUCGGCCCUACAAGUGCCGCUUUUGCCACAAAGCCUUCCGGUUGCCCUCCGAACUGCUGAGCCACCAGAAAGCCCACAGCCAGGAAGAGAGCAAGUCCGCAGACCCAUCAGCUUGGGAGGAUUCGGAGCACGAUGUUUGGGAGGAGGACUCCAUAGAAACAUCAGCAAAGUUGGACAUCUAUCAGCCACCUCCCAUGGGCACAGGCUUCGGGGAUAGGGUGCCCUGCAGCCUCAAAGAUGCCUCCAAGACCGGUGGUGGAGAACGCUGUAAUCCAGAUGGAGAGCUGUGUGUCCGCUGUGGCGGGACCUUCGCCGACGAGGAGGAGUUGAAGGAACACAGUUGCCUUUACCCAAAGGAGGCAGAUGAAGAAGAAGAGGAUGAGGGCAGCAGCCCUUUCCAAGCAGCCCCCAGCUCCAAUGAAGCUUGGGAAGCCCGUCUGAAGAGCGAGGAAGCCUUUCCCAUGUCUGAAGAGCGGCCUUUCCGCUGCGGGGACUGUGGGAGGACAUACCGCCAUGCAGGGAGCCUCAUUAACCACCGGAAGAGCCACCAGAUUGGGGUGUACAGUUGUACCGUCUGUUCAAAACAGUUGUAUAAUUUGGCUGCCUUGAAGAACCACUUGCGGGUACACCUCAAGUCUAAGCUCAACUCCUCGACCCCAGAAGAGGCCUCCCAGCACCUGUCUGGGAUCCUGGACCCACCAAAAGCGCAGGACUGCCCUGAUGACUGCCCAACCCAGCCCUCGGAUGCCUGGAAAGGACCAUCUGCCUGUCUCAAGGAAGAGGAAGAAAGGACUCUCGGGGAGGAAGAGCGACCCUACCGGUGUGAAGACUGCGGACGGAGUUAUCGCCACCGAGGUAGUCUGGUGAACCAUCGCCACACUCAUCAGACGGGAAUCUUCCAGUGCUCCAUCUGCCCCAAACAAUACUCCAACCUCAUGGCACUCCGGAACCACGUCCGUGUCCAUUUGCGGGCCGCCCGCAUGCGGGGCAAAGAAUUAGGGGACGGCUUAACCUCCGCUAAUGGCAGAGAGAGUUUUGAGGAGGAGGCUGAAUUCCAGCUUCAUCAGCUGCACCAUCUGCCCUGCACAGAGGACAUUGAGGUGGCUGAGGAGCCUAAGCUUGGCGUCCUUCACUGUCAGGAAGCAGAUCUCCUUCAGACUAUUAAACAGGACGUAGAAGCCCUGGAGAAUGGGGCAACAGUGGCUGAGGACAUCCUCCCGGCCUCAGAGACGUCUCACAUUUGUCCCCAGUGCGGGUUGGCCUUUCCUACCUUGGCUGACCUGCAGACUCACGCCAUGCAACACAGCAGUGAAGGGGAACGUUUGGAAGGGGUGGCGGAAGGAACCAACCCACCUCUUCCCAUCCAGCGUCUCUAUGAGUGCGAACUGUGUGGCAAGUCAUACCGGCACUCGGGAAGCCUCAUCAAUCAUAAGCAGACGCACCAGACAGGCGACUUCAGCUGUUCGCUUUGCAGCAAACACUUCCAAAACGUGGCCUCCCUUAAAAGCCACUUGCGUGGCCAUCAGAGACCCAGGAGAGGACUGUCCGAGACACUGGUGACUGCGAACGAGGAGACUGGCACUGAAGCUGGCGCUGCCAUGCCUAUGAUUUUAUCUUUGGCAGAGCAGCUAAGAGAUAGUUGCAGUGUUCUGGAAAAAGAUGCCACAGACAACAGCUGGCAGUCCCAAUCACAAGCAUCUUCCCCGUUGCCUGCCGAUUCUGAAAGCCUUCCCUAUCUCUGUGAGCAGUGUGGUCUGGGCUUCGACCAGGCCAAAACCUUGAUUGACCACCGACAGACCCAUCAAGCUGGCAUCUUCCAAUGUUCUGUCUGCCCUAAAGAGUAUCCCACCCUCCUCGCUCUAAAACACCAUUUCCAUGGGCAUGCCAAGGCCACAGCAUCCAGCCAGGACAACCCCAAAGACCAUGCUGAGGAACAACCCUUCCUCUGCAGCCUCUGCGGCAUGAUCUUCCCCAGCGAAGAGAUCCUUCAGCAUCACCACAGCCUCUUGCAUGAGGAGGAUGAAAGUCAGGGCGACAAUCCGGAUGUGCUGAAAACAGAAGCGGAAGAGCAGCUGGAUGAUGGAGGGGAUCCAGAGGAGGACCAGCUCUUCUCGCACAUCUGUGGUUACUGUGGACAGACAUUUGACGAUAUGUCCAGCUUGGAAGAACACAGCAACGGGCAUCUGGAAGAGAAAGCGGCGGCCUUGGCCGAUACUUCCAUCCAGCUCCGGCGAGCUCUGCGUAUAGAGGAUGACCCUCCCCCUCUACCCCCACCGUUGGUGGAAACACUUCCUCUUGCUGAUGACCUGCUGGACAGCCGACCUUAUGCUUGUGGUCAAUGUGGCAAGACCUACCGCCAUGGUGGCAGCUUAGUCAAUCACAAAAAGAUCCACCUGAUUGGCGAUUACCAGUGCAGCGUCUGUUGUCGGCAGUACCGUAACUUGUCUGCCUAUAGGAAUCACCUUCGAAACCACCCAAGAUGCAAGUUGAACAGCAGCGUCCCCCAACUCCGACACCCGGUCCCGGCUGUGGAAAGGGGGCUGCCUUGCGUUUACGAGAGGCUGAAAGAUGAGCCGUGUGGGGCUUCCCAAAAUGGAGAAGCUCCUCCAAGCAAUUCUUUUCUUGCCCCUCCUGCAGGAAAAGUAAAAGUGGAACAAGGAGGAGAGUUGAGCUCAGGCCUGUUGGAGGGCAGAGAAGCUCAGGAAUGUGAUGUUCCUGGAGAGGGGAAUGAGAAGGAGGAGGCCCACCAAGCAAUAGAGGAAAUGGAGACAAUAAAGAAACAGGGGGAAGGAGCAGGAGAGGAGAAGGUCUCUCAGGCAGAAGAGGAAGACUCUCUCUCAGAACGCCCCUUCCAGUGUGGUGUUUGUGGACGCAGCUACAAGCACGCCGGCAGCCUCAUCAACCACAAACAGACCCACAAGACAGGCCUCUUCCACUGCAGCAUUUGCCAGAAGCAGUUCUACAACCUCAUGGCCCUCAAAAACCACAACCGCACCCACUUUGAAACCAAACGCUACCGAUGUACCGAGUGCCCCAAGGCAUUCCGGCUCCAGAAGCAACUGGCCAGCCACCAGCACGUGCAUUGGGACAGGAGGCCGGAGCCUGCUUUCCACUCGGUCCAACGGCCCCUUCGGGCCAAGCGGGCUGGCAAGGCAGAGACCUUCCCGCUCCUUCGGGCCCCCGCUAAGCAGCUUCCAAACCCCGAAGAGCGUCCAUAUAGAUGCGGGCAAUGUGGGCGCUCGUACCGCCACGCAGGCAGUUUGCUCAACCACCAGAAGAGCCACAAGGUCGGGCACUUCACCUGUGCCUUGUGCAGCAAGGCUUACCCCAACCUCAUGUCCCUGAAGAACCACCAACGCAUCCACUACGAGGUGAAACGUCACCAGUGUCCCGAUUGCGGCAAAGCCUUCAAGUGGCAACGGCAGCUGCAGAGGCACCAGCGCCGGCCCCGUCCUUGCAGCAAGGUCACGGCAGGGCAAGAGCCUGAAAGAACUAAAGCGGAUUGUGAAAGGGACCAGGGGAACAACCCCGGAGAGGCCCCCGCCGGGACUCUGCAGAGCCAGCCGCGGCCCAAACGCUUUCGCAACCACGCCUCCCAAAAGAACCCCAGUCGCGUGCAUGGAAAGAAACGUUUGGAGUGCUCGGAUUGCGGCAAAGCUUACCGGGCCUCCAGGGAUCUGAUGCACCAUCUAAGAAAGCAUCAAGCCGAGGAAAGAGGGGACACUCCUAAAGGCAAGCUGCUGGAUGAUCAGCCUUACAAGUGUCAUAGCUGUGAGCGGACAUACCGCCAUCCUGGUAGUCUGCUAAAUCACAAGAAGGCCCACGCGACCGGACUCUACCACUGCCCCACUUGCCAGAGGGACUUCUACAACCUUCUGGCUCUCAAGAACCACCUUCACAUCCACACGGACAAGAGGCGCCACCGAUGCCUCCAUUGUGGCAAGGCCUUCCAGACGGCCAAGCGGUUGACCGCCCACACCAAGGUCCACGGCAGGUCUAAGGAAGAAGAGGCCUUCUCCUGCCCCGUCUGCUCGAAGAGGUUCUUCCACCACCUCGCCUUCCAACAGCACCAGUUGUUGCACACCAAGGUUGAUGGGCACCAUGCCCUUGAGGGCAGCAUCGCAGGGGAAGGGAACUGAGGGCUUGUUAGCACACGUGGGGAUUGUGUGGCAGGGAGAUCCAAUUACAGGGAAACGGUCGAGGUUUGGGUGGGAAGCUGGCUUCAUAGGAACAACAGUCCACGAAUGGGGGGGUAGGGAAAGAUUAAACUUGGUCGUCGAUGGGAGAUAAGGCGAGGAAAAUUGGGUCCAUGACUCCCCAGAUUUUCUUUUUUUAGAACAUAGAUAGGAAAAAACAAGCUGGCAGCAGAUAAAAGAGAGCAGACAUGGUGGGAUGGUGGUGGUUUUCUCCUUAACGGAAUGUUACAUUGAGCACAUAAAAUAAGGCAUUUCUGUGGCAUCUCUUGGAAACACGUCCUAUAUUUUCUGUCUUGGAUCCUCUUUGGAGAACUGACUUCAAACACGAGGGACUUUCAGAGGAUUGUGCAUCGAUAUUCUUCUAUUUGCAUUUUUUGAACUGUUUUCUAUCCUUUUGGGACGUCAGACGAGUAGCUAACUCCAUGUUUAAGCUGCAUAUAGUAUUUAAAUUGCUGGGUAUUUUUAAAUUAAUGGCAAACGUACUGUCUUAUAGGAAAAAACAAGAAUACUGGGGGUGGGUCUCAGUGUCGUUCCUGAACAAAGACUUAAGGAAGAAGACAAUAAUCCUUGGUGUGGAGUAAUCUUUUCUUUUUUUUAAAAAAAAUUCUACCUCCUUCACUAAAAUGCGUACACGUUUCCUUGGUAUGCAAGGAAACAUUAAAAAACAGUUCGAAAGGCGUAGGUUUUGAUCGCUUUCAAAACGAAUCCUGAAACGCUCACUAAAUGGUACUAGGGUUUAUGUGGAAAGUUUUCUAAAGAAACGUGACUGAAAGUUUUAGGUUUAUGUGGGUAAGCAAGCUCUCCUUGGCAAAACCUCUGCUGGCUGUGGUUUAUCAGAAUAGGUCUUGAGCAAAAAAAAAUAAAAAAUGGGGAUUUUGUAAAUGAGUAAUUAAGAAACACCAUUUACCUCCUGCAAUUAAUGAGACUUCUUAAAGGCCUAUCUCUUGGGAGGAAGAUUCCAUUUUUUUAGCCCCCCCCCCUUUGAUCUCCCCCUUGCAUCCUCCAGAAUGGGUUGGUCCACCACCCCUACCACCAUAUUGACUUGAGAAUGAUGGGUGCUGCCAUCAAUUUUAUCUGGAAGAAGCCAGCUCUGAGAAGGUUUCUUGGCUUUAACUACCCUCACCAUCUUUUGAACCAAGAUCUUUCUGGUUGUCCAUCUUUUUAGAUGAUACGAGGUGCCCAGCUGAAGCGGGGAAAGGGGCAGCGAUGCACACAGAUCACUUUAGGAUCCGGACUCUCCCUUAGGGUGAUUCUCAUGGCCAGACUCGAUCUCACGUUCUUCGUUUCUCUUUACGCCAAACUGGGUUAGGUUCAGAGAAGCGCCUGGGGUGCUUUUUAAUUUUGGAAGAAAACUUUCAAGGCGCUCGUCUUUCUGAGCUCUGACGCAUCCAGAUGGGUUUUGGUCCUGCCGUUAAUUUUGAGAUAGCAGGGAAGGCACUUAAUUUCUUCUUCGAUUUCUCUUCAAUUGCCACUUUGCCUUUAAGAUGCCGGGCAGGAUAGUGGGGUGGGUGGAGGUGGGAGUGUUUCCCAACAUAAAUAAUAUUGUUAGUAUAAGCCUAAUAAUUGGGAUUCUAGCUGGUGUGGAAAGCUAAUUAACCUUGUUCUUCAUGGGAUUUGCACAGGGUUUGGAACAGAUGGUAUCAGGCCACCUUUCUUCCCCUGAUUUCUUUUUAGAAGAAACCCCUUCUGUUAAUGGCGGCAUUUACUCUCCCAUCUAGCCUGGACUUAAAUUCCCCCGAGGACGAGUCACUAAACCUAAUCCUGCCCAAUAUGAAACAAUUCCCCUUAUUUCUCCCCAUGUCUGUUCUCAACAGGCAAGGCAAACAAUGCUGAGCAGCAAGCGAGGGUGGCUCAGGAUAAUAGGCCUGGCAGUUGAACACUGGAAAGACAAACAGAGCAGGAAAGGGAAGAUUUCCUUGUUUCUGUUGUCAUGAGAGAAAUCUCCACUUGAGAGAACUAUGGGAGGACCCUUGAUCCCUUCAUUCUAUUCUGCCCAGAGUGCUUGGAUCCCUUUAGGGUUGGAUCUGGAUGCAGAUCAGAUUGCAGAGAAAGGAUUCCAACCCCUGAGGGACUUUUCUCUGCAGCUUGGAAAACAGAGAAGGGAAAACCACCUUAGAUGGGCUUGUUUUUCAAACACCCCAAGGUGUUUUUUUGUUUGUUUGUUUUUUAAGACCAGCCAGAAUGCAGAUGACUUGAAACAAAGCAUCCCCAUGUGCUUUCCCUGUUCUGCAAGGCACAGCCAGAGAUUACUGGAGAUGUAUCAAAGAGCUGUCACCCUCAUAAUCCCUAGAAUUUGCAAAUGGUUUAUAGUGAUCAGCUUUUAGACUACAGGGAUGCGGUGGGUGGGAUUAUGAAAACAUUAAAAAAAUAAAAAAUAAACAAGAGGACUAGAAACUUGACCAUCACCAGGCUAUCUUCUGUUUUGGGGUUGGCACGGGUAUCUGUUUCACUACUGCUCUGAGGCCAGCCCCCAAUUUUGUUCUCAUUCAGGUAGAAUUUGGUUCAGUGAAAGAAUAAAUGUUUUUAAGUAGGUAAGAGCUCUUCAUUUGUGAUUAAAGUUUUAUAGAAUUUCUAACAUAGGCGGGUAAUAUUUUUCAUAGGGUGUGGGUGGGACACAUGUUGGUUUAUUUCGCCAGCUGAAAUCGGGGGGUGUUUUUUUUUUUCCUUCUGCCUUCAAUGUUUAUCCUUAACGAUGCCCAAUAACUCCAGAAUGUUGACGAUCAAGUCCUGUUUAUGCUGCUGUUUUGGAUAACUGACAUUUUAGCUCUGGUUCAGCAAAAAAAGAAAGAAACCUCACAAAAGGAAAAUAAAUUUUGAGUUUCGUACGUUU